Molecule: messenger RNA, 2838 nt
Organism: Monomorium pharaonis (pharaoh ant)
Lineage: Eukaryota; Metazoa; Arthropoda; Insecta; Hymenoptera; Formicidae
Gene: Trm1
Product: probable tRNA (guanine(26)-N(2))-dimethyltransferase
Exons: 2
Coding region: 218-1804 (528 amino acids)
Biological process (GO): tRNA N2-guanine methylation
Cellular component (GO): nucleus
Molecular function (GO): RNA binding
Source: RefSeq, a predicted model, not a curated record
CAUGUCUUGCACUCUGGCUUACAGCUUUCUCUGUCGAGCGUUGGUGUAGUAACGUAAACUUAUGAGAAUAGGUUAUCUUGCGAAGAGAUACAGUUUUUUUCCACUAUCAUAAAUGUUUGGAUAAUUUAAACAAAAAAACGACUUACAGUACCACGUACUUUUAAGUGCAAAAAACUUUAAUAUAACUUAAUGAAAAUAACGUGCUACAUAUGCAAACAUGGAUAAUGAGCCAUGUACAAAGAAGUCAAGACUCAAGGAUUGCACUGUGAGCGAGGGAAAGGCAGAAAUAUUGGUCACUGAUAAUAACGUAUUUUAUAAUCCAGUUCAAGAAUUCAACAGGGACCUCAGUAUAGCGGUACUGACGAUAUUUGCAAAGGACAGAUUGAAGGAUAAAGAAGCUCCGCAGGAGAACAAGUUCGAGAAAGAUGAUAAAGUCGAUGCACCAGGUGCCAUGACAGAAGAUUGCCCAAAGGGAAUUACCAUACUGGAAGCUCUGUCUGCGACCGGUUUGCGUAGCAUUCGAUACGCCAAGGAGGUAGAGGGUGUUCGGCAGAUCGUCGCGAACGACAUCUCCGCGAAGGCGGUGGACAGCAUCAAGCGAAACGUUUCGCAUAACGGGGUUGAGAGUCUAGUGAUUCCCCAUCAUGAGGACGCGACAUUGCUCAUGUACCAACGCAGGCGAGACCGCUUCGACGCGGUCGACUUGGACCCGUACGGCUGCGCCUCGGCGUAUCUGGACGGCGCGGUGCAGUGCGUGGUCGACGGCGGCGUGCUUCUGGUUACUGCCACCGACAUGGCCGUCCUGGUUGGCAACGUGCCAGAAACCUGCUACUACAAGUACGGCGCGAUACCCGUGAAGUCGAAAUCCUGUCACGAGAUCGCGUUGAGGAUACUGCUGCAGUGCAUCGCAUCCUACGCGGGACGCUACGGACGCUACAUAGUACCAUUGCUGUCUGUAAGCGUUGAUUUUUACGUCAGAGUAUUCGUCCAAGUCUUCACGAGCCACAUUAAGUGCAAAGAGAACUCCAGCAAGAUAGGAAUGUUUUAUCAGUGCAACGGAUGCGAGAGUAUAAGCUUGCAACCGUUGGUGACGAGGAAGGCCACCAAGGGUUACAAAUUGCCGUGUGCGCCCGCGACGGAUCAACUAUGCAAGCAUUGUCAUCACCGGCAGCACAUGGGCGGCCCGAUAUGGCUGGGUCCCUUGCAUGAUCAAGGAUUCGUGUCGCGAUUGCUGUGCAACUUGAACGGUAUGGAGUUGAAUACGAUGAAGAGAUUGGAGGGCGUCCUGACCGUGAUACACGAGGAAUUGGACGUCCCUUUGUAUUACAAUCUAGAUCGCUUGAUGUCUAUAGUCAGAUGCCACGUUCCACCGAUGAUGAUGUUCAGAUCGGCAUUGCUGAACGCGGGUUACAAGGUGUCGUACUCGCAUGCGAGCAAGAUCUCCAUCAAGACGGACGCGCCGAACGACAUUAUUUGGGAUAUUGUGCGCACCUGGGAGAAGAAGCAUCCCGUGAAACGGGAGAAGCUGACCGAGGAUAGUCCGACCAUGCGAAUACUCAACGCAACGUCGACGACGGAUAUCUCGCUCGCUCUGCACCCUCUCGCCAAUCCGAUUUCCCGACAAAAGCAUUUGUCUCGCUUCCAGCAGAAUCCCACUGUCAACUGGGGACCUGGCGUCCGUUCGAGAACCAGGGUCGACCUCGAAAAUGCAGCGGCAAAUUCGAAGAAAGUUAGAAAUCAAAAUAAACAUAAUAAGAAAAAAUCCGCGAUGGUAGAACAGCAAAUAGACAGACAAGAAACAUGAACAUAGGAAGCACUCCGUGAUAUGUAUAAUAUUCAAUAUAUUUUAAUACCUUGAACAGCUAUUCUGGAUUAACAAAUUGAAGGUAAAGACGUUGCAACGAAUAAGUUUUUUAUAAGAUUACUUAUAUUUUGACAACUAUAGAAAAGAAUAAUUUUUUGACAGAGAUAUGCGAGUCACGUUCUUGUAUAUUUGUACGUUACUAUAUCUUGUUAUCUAAGAACACAAGAAACUUUCGUGUUGUUGAAAAAAAUAAUAUCUUAUAAUAAAAUAUUUUUUUACAAAUUCUUUUUUUCAUUUUGUCUAUCUUCACAUAGUUAUUUUAUAUCUGUUGUAACAUCCUUACAAAAUCAAAGGCUAUGUGAGAAGUAUUAGAUAUACCCGAGUAGAAUUUUUGAUUACAUGAUAUGUUACAUGUAUAAGUUAAACGAUUGUGCAAUAUGAUAAUUCAUACUAAAAUGAUUUUAAUGUUUUUCUGAGAUUAGAUAUUGCGUUCGUUAGUAUUUGUCAUUUUCUCAAUCUGAAUCAGUGAAAUCUUACUAAAACCUUACUUUACUGUUCUAUAUUUAUAAUAAUCAGACUAUUAACUGUCUUUCAGUAAUUCUGAUUAAGAAAUGAAUACUUUCACUGAGUGUACUAGCUAUCACUGAAAGAAGAUUGUGUACUUUCAUGUCUUACAUGUGCUUUCGCCGCUAUAUUGUUUUACUGUAUUUGGGCCUAAUUUUGAUUGGCCGAUUCAUGAACGACUAUGCAUCUUCAGGAAUGUUUCAUCUUUCUUCUUACACCAUGAUAUCAAAUACGUCAACGUGUUUGUCAAUGCGUCAACACGUGGCAAAACAAUUUUUCGAUACUAAAAGCAAAGAGAAGGCUAAUUUUUCGUCGAUAGAUGGAUAAGACAGCAUUUUCUCGUACUUAAAUAAGGCUGACUAAUAAUAUUUCUACUGAUUCAUUCUUGCAUACGCAAAUUGAGUAUUGCUUAUACGUACAUUUUUAGAAAGGGAUGUUUUAGACAAAAGAGCCUUAGACAAAAAAAAAAA